This is a messenger RNA of Patiria miniata (bat star), 3959 nucleotides long. RefSeq names its product Hermansky-Pudlak syndrome 1 protein homolog (gene hps1). Gene Ontology annotation, biological process: vesicle-mediated transport. The transcript has 14 exons. Gene Ontology annotation, molecular function: guanyl-nucleotide exchange factor activity. The record is from RefSeq and is a predicted model, not a curated record. Gene Ontology annotation, cellular component: BLOC-3 complex. Lineage: Eukaryota; Metazoa; Echinodermata; Asteroidea; Valvatida; Asterinidae. The coding region runs from base 35 to 2380 and encodes 781 amino acids.
CAGUGAACCUGGUGGUAGUGUGUACCGGUACAACAUGAAGGGCAUCAUGGUUAUGCGAAACCCCAGCAUGCCAGAUAUUGUAUUUCUGACUGCUGAUAAAGAAUUUGUCGGUCACAUGAACCAACUUGCCAUUUCGAAGAAACUGACUACGGAACAGGAGGUUGACAAGGACCAGUUGGAUAUAUCCAUCGCAACCCACUAUUUCUCACCAAUAGUUGCAUCCUAUGCAUCGUUGGACAAUGAACUCCACUUACCUUAUGCAUCCAUAAGAACUAAGAAUGACUUCCUGUUUGUCCUAAAACAGUGCGAUGAUCAUCUGUACAUUGCCGUGAAUGGUGAUGGCUCUGAAUCCGAAGUGUUUCUUCAACGCAAACUGCAAGUUCUUCAUCGACUGGUUGAAUUUUACUAUGGGCCUAUAUCUGAUCAGCUUCGACCAGAAAGCGUUUCUGAGAGACAACGCGUAUGGGAGGAAUUAGCCAGAUUGAUUGACACCUGGACAGAGUUAUAUGGCAAAGAGCAAUGCUUCCUGGUAGAGGCAAUAGAGAGAUUACAAGUCAACCAAACAGUCAAUGAGAUAUGUAUUGGUGCCUUGGAAACUGUUCUACGUAAAUUUCGCUCUGUAGGAGAGAAAUAUGCUGUCCAUGCCAUGCUAAUGGUGGAUGCUAAGCUACUCGCAUUAUAUUCAAGUCGUAAGGCAUCUGAGUUGCAAUCAUCAGAUAUCCUGAUAACUACACUACUAGCAACAAGCUUCUGUCACACCAAGGAGAGAUUACAGAACUUACUGACUCAAAGCAUGCAUCAGUACGAAUGGCCAGAAAACAGCACACACAACCAGCACCUUUCUAGCAACAGUGAUGAGUAUUUGAGUGCCGGAGAUGGAGGAUCAGAUGAUGGGUCUUCUUAUUAUAGUACUAAUAAUGACUCGGAUAAUGGCACCAGUGAGAUGGAUACAGUACUCAGAACAGAGGUCAAAGCUUGUCCUGCUAAAUCCAGACUCUUGGCAAACACAGAAGACAAGGGAGCAGCAGGAGGAGGCACUUCAUCUGACUCACUGAGUGAUUGUGAAGCAGAAUUUAGCAAGGAGGCAUUCUUCACUCCUCCAGUCAGUGCAUCACCUAGUAAACCAAGAAGCAAGUCACUCAGAGUACAGGAGGCAUAUUCUAGCAAGGAUAGUAAACAUUCUGCCCAAAGUUUGUCAGUGGCUGCUACUGUCUCCUUGUUUGGUAGUGUGGCUGCUAGUGAGAACCUGAAGAGUGAUAGGCGAGAUUUUGUCCGUAUGCCAGCAUUCCUGCAGCUUCCGAAUUGCAGUUGUGCACCUCAUGUGAUGCAGUUUGUACCGGUCUUACCAGGAACCACUAUGGUGAUAGUUAGUCAGGUAAGGGUGCAACUUGCUAAGAUAAUAAGCAAUGCAUUGUACAUCGUGAAUCUGAUCUGUCAGAGAAAGAGUGAUGUGACGGAUGUACAACUCGGUUUUUCUCUACGUACUCUACCAGAAGCAUUGGAGAACGUUGUCAAACAAAUCUGUGAACAUGCCAAGAAGUUUAAGACUAGCGGCAUGCUGAAACAUCAAAGUGAGUUGAAGGAAUGUUGGCAGCAUGUCAAACGCUUUGGUCUGCAGGGCUACCUGGACACUGGCAAAACAACAGCAGUGUCACCAAGGUUAGAAGCAGCUUUGUCUGAGAUGAACCGAUUACUUAAGGUCAUCUUUAAGGCCCGUUACUUCAAUGUCAAGUCAAGCCCAGAGAGUGUAUCCAAGCAGUAUGCUGAAGCCAUCAAAGAAUCCCAGUAUUUACUGCGUGAAAGCUUGUUUCAUUACCAGCAAUACUUGACCAUCAAGGCACAGCGCAACAUUACUAUGACCACAUAUCUGGAGGAUUUUCCAGGACUUGUGCAUUUUAUCCAUGUUGAUAGGAAGACAGAUCAGAUUACAGCACCUUCUUUAGGAGCAUCAGAUGCACUACAUGAGGAAAACAGAGGCCAAAACCCUGCUGCUCUAGUCAAAGAAAAGGUCUGGAGCAUAGUUCCAAUGAUGCAUGAAUAUUUAAUGCAAGGCAAUUACACAGCAGCAGUCAGACAAGGGGAUUUCUACUUCUCAUAUUACCUCUACUUUGAAGAUGUCACAGGUAAACUAGUUGCAGCUCAGCGGCAAAUCAAAAUGGAACACACAGAUAUUCCUGGUAUUCUGACUGGGACCUUUUUCAAGGACUUGGUGCAUCGCUGUUUUCCUGGUAUUCCACCUGGCUUUGUUCGAUGCUGUGAACUUUUAUGCAUUCACCUAUCAGUGGUUCCUAUACAGUAUGUUACAGCUCAUGCAAGGCGUUUAUGUGCUUCACUUUGGGAGACAUCUGGUGAGGUUACAGCACCUGUAAACCUAUUGUAGCAGUACUUGUGCCAACUGCAUGGGCCCAAUCAGAACAGUUUGUGCCUAAACUAUAAGCAACUAUACUACAUUGUUUGACACUGUACGUAUUCCCCGAUCAGUACAUAAUCAGUAGGUGCUUAGGGUACUUUAGGGAGUUAGAAGCAUGGUGGUUUCGGGUGUUACAGAGAGGAAUGGGUAAAAUUGAUGACAAGCAACAAGUAGUUGUUUCUUUCACAAGUUUUAAUCCAGUCAAAAGGACAGCAAUCCUUCAUGGGAGAUGACAGUCAUAAUAAAUUAAUAAAAUUAUCGUAUAGACAGAAGUCUGUCCAUCCUCAGCUUCACUUUUGGUUUCUUUGCCAUUUUCUUCACUUUUCACAAUCAAAUUCUGUUUGUAAAGAUACUCUUGCAAUUUCUGUACAACUAAUUAACCCUUUGUGAAAUGUGUUCAUGCUUCAGCGGCAGAUGUAGUUUUCAGGAAAUGGGGGGAGGGGGGAUAUAAAUGAGAGGGGAAGAGGUUUUGAGUGAAGGCCUUGCCUCGGGAAAUAUUUUCAAAUCUACAAUGCUUUCUCCUGCAUUCCAAGGCAAGUUGGAAACUUUAGCAUUCCAUAUAUAAUUUUUGGCCUAUUUUACUAGUAUCAUAACAUUAGUCAGCAGCUGAACGGGGUUGAGACCCCCCCCCCCAUUCUAGAUCCGUUACUGUGCUUAGGCAAUUUGUUGUUGGCUUAAAGUAAGCAGAAAAGUUGACUUACAAUGACAGGUACCAGUUCUAUUGAGGAAUAGUCAGGUGGCUUAGAGCCAUUUUUUGGCAAGAUCGUGACCGACUGGUCCAAAGCACCAAACUUGACAGAUAGAUUGUUGUAGCCUUAGAGAAGGUAUUUAAAAAGAAUGACACCUGAAAUUCUUUUGGGAAGGGUGCCUUAUUUGCAUAAAUCCUUAAUCCCUGUUGUAUAAUAUAUUCAUUAACCUUGUCUCCAGAUAUCAUCAAGUAGUCUUGUCAAACCUUAGUAUUGAUGAGCUUCAACUUCACUAAGUUGCUUACUGGCACAGUUAACUCGAUUAAAACUUCGUGGAAAAUCAUGUGAUCAAUGAUAACAUUGUUAUAUUUAGCCCAGAAAACAAAACGGGGAAAAACGAGGUGUCCGUAAAUUUGGCUAAAAAGUAGGUGAGGAAUUGCCUAAACAAGGAAAUUUUCAAAAUGAUUGGUAAGAAAACGUUUGGACAUGGACAUCAGUAUUUAAAAAAACCCAAUAAUUCUUAUGUUGGGGAAUUCAUCCUUGCACUUGAUCAAGUCCCCAUGUUAGGCAACCCUUCGCCUAAUUUUUAGCGCAAUUUACAGACACCUCAUUCCCCCCCGCCCUUUUUUGUUUUUGUGGGCUAAAUAUCAAGAUAAUGCAAUUUUUUUACAUGAUUUCCCAUUUAUUUUGGUUAGGAUAUAACUCUGCCAGUAAGUUAUUUUAUGAAUUUGAAGCUCAUAAAUACUGAGGUUUGGCAAGACUACCUGACGAUAUCUGAGGAAAAAGGAAAUGUGCGCAACUUUAGGGUAUAAUGGUAGCCAUUUAGGAUCUUUAUUAUGUCCUUAUAAUCUUCAAGUCUCCGA